Molecule: messenger RNA, 3173 nt
Organism: Rhipicephalus sanguineus (brown dog tick)
Lineage: Eukaryota; Metazoa; Arthropoda; Arachnida; Ixodida; Ixodidae
Gene: bur
Product: GMP synthase [glutamine-hydrolyzing]
Exons: 14
Coding region: 164-2224 (686 amino acids)
Biological process (GO): GMP biosynthetic process
Cellular component (GO): cytosol
Molecular function (GO): GMP synthase activity; GMP synthase (glutamine-hydrolyzing) activity; ATP binding
Source: RefSeq, a predicted model, not a curated record
CGGCUGGCAAUUUCGCAAUCUGCGAGGUACGAGUCGCGUCCGCUUGGAGCGCUGCCCUGUGCGCACGCGCUUUAUCUGUCCGGAACGGUAGUGAUUACUGAUCCCGUUCUCACUUCUUGACAAAAUCUCUCUGCUAACGUGCUGCUGUGGGACGAAGCGCGGGAUGCACGACACGGGCCAGAGUGAGGGCCACCUCAAUGGUGUGCUGCACAGCGAGAGGGUGGCCAUCCUGGAUGCAGGGGCUCAGUAUGGAAAGGUCAUCGACCGGCGCAUCCGCGAGCUCUGCGUCGAGUCCGUCAUGCUGCCCCUGUCGACCAGCGCUAAGACACUAGUCAGCCAGGGAUACAGUAGGGCCAUCGUCAUCUCUGGAGGGCCUGGCUCCGUGUAUGCACCCGACGCUCCCAAGUACGACCCCGAGAUCUUCCAGUGCGGCCUUCCGGUUCUGGGCAUCUGCUAUGGAAUGCAGAUGAUCAACCGAGAGUUUGGUGGAACUGUGACCCAAAAGGACUCCCGGGAGGAUGGUCAGUUCAAGAUUUCGGUGGACCAGAAGUGCCCACUGUUCAAAGGUAUGGACAAGGAGGAGGAGGCACUGCUGACCCACGGCGAUAGUGUUGACAAGCCUGCCGAAAACUUCAAGGUCAUUGCUCAGUCGGGAACAACAGUCGCAGCAAUUGCCAAUGAGAAGAUGAAGCUGUACGGUGUUCAGUUCCACCCCGAAGUCGAUCUGACACCCAAGGGCAAGGCCAUGUUCUCCAACUUCCUCUAUGACAUCGCUGGCCUCUCGGGCAACUUCACCCUGCAGAGCAGAGAGCUCGAAUGCAUCGAGUACAUUCGACGAACUGUGGGACAGAGCAAAGUCUUGAUGUUGGUGAGCGGCGGCGUGGACUCUACAGUGUGUGCCGCCCUCCUGCACAAGUCGCUUCGGGAGGACCAGGUGAUAGCGCUUCACAUCGACAAUGGCUUCAUGCGUAAGGACGAGAGUGUACAGGUGGAGCAGUCGCUGAGGCAACUGGGCCUUCGCCUGAGAGUGGUGGACGCGUCGCACCAGUUCUACAACGGCACCACAACGGUGCCAAUCGACCCCAAGGACCCCCAGCGAAAGCGCACCACCAAGAUGCUUUGCCAGACGGCACAUCCCGAGGAGAAGCGCAAGAUCAUUGGGGACACCUUCAUGCGGGUGGCCAACGAAGUGAUUGGCGAGCUUCAGCUGAACCCGGAGGAAGUUUUCCUGGGCCAAGGAACGCUGAGGCCCGACCUCAUUGAGAGUGCCUCGCACCUGGCCAGUGGCCAGGCUGAUGCCAUCAAGACGCACCACAACGACACCGAUUUGGUGCGGCAACUGCGGGCACGUGGUCGUGUUGUGGAGCCUCUCAAGGACUUUCACAAAGACGAAGUCCGAGCUCUCGGCAGGGACCUGGGUCUGCCCAGUGAGCUUGUCCAGAGGCAUCCCUUCCCUGGUCCCGGCCUUGCCGUCAGGGUGUUAUGUGGCGAAGAACCCUACAUGGAGAAGGACUUCUCCGAAACUAGUGUCUUGGUCAAGAUCAUCAUCGACUACUCAAAUUCCCUAAAAAAGAAGCACUCCCUUAUCAACAGAGUUCAGAAUGGUGCAAGCGAAGAAGAGUGCGAGUUUCUCAGUCGCGUCUCGACGCAGUACAAGCUCGUGUCUACCCUGCUGCCCAUAAAGAGUGUUGGUGUACAGGGUGACCGGCGAACGUACAGCUAUGUGGUGGGCCUCUCGUCAGCCGAGGAGCCCAGCGACUGGGAGGACAUGAUGCGCCUCGCUAAGCUCAUCCCCAAGAUAUGUCACAACAUCAACAGGGUGGUGUACAUCUUUGGUGGGCCCGUGGCAUUUCCGGUGCAAGACGUGACACCGACGUUCUUGACGCCUCUGGUGCUGAGCACGCUACGGCAGUGCGACUUUGUGGCGCAGCGGGCGCUGCGAGCGUCUGGCUACCAGCCGGCGCUGUCGCAGAUGCCGGUGAUUUUGUUGCCCCUCCACCUCGACCGGGAUGUCGUGAGUCGGCAGCCGUCGUGCCAGCACUCGAUCGUCAUCAGGACGUUCAUCACUCAGGACUUCAUGACUGGCAUCCCCGCCACACCCAACAAGCACCUGCCCCUGGACGUCAUCAAGAAGAUGGUGGGCGAAAUCCAGGCUGUCCCCGGCAUCUCCCGCGUCAUGUACGACCUCACGCCUAAGCCUCCAGGAACGACAGAGUGGGAGUAGACACACAAUGUGCGCUUGUGAUGGCAUUGGCUCCACUGUGCUCUGCCCUGGCAGCUCAGGGCCCACCUGUCUCGACUGUUCUGUUUGUUUUAACUUUUUUUGCUGUGGCAUUUUUCAUGCUCUCGGAGCAGCGUCUGUGAGAGACUGAGUUGGUUGCGUUUUAGACUUUUUGAAUUGGACCCCUGUUGUUCCAUUUGUUAAUCUGCUUCUCAUUGUUUUAGUCCUUGAGGCACUUUUUUUCUAAGAGUAUUUUGUUUUGUAGCCAAGAUGAAAUGUUGAACAGUACUCCAGUGAGUAAAACUGACAUUGUUUCCAAAUGUCCCAUUAGCAGCUAUAGUUCUGUUCCUUGCUAAUUUUCGUAUGAGGUCUACUCUUUCCUUCUAUUUUCGAAGAUUAAGAAACACGAGUACACUGUAAUACUAGUGGCUGCUAUUGUUUCAUCUAGUUCACAAAAGCUUGUAAUGUCUGUAGCAUUAACAUUUGUCCUGAUUGCGCUGCCCGGACGUUUUGUUUCACGUGAGCCAGUUACUGUACUGUAAAGUUUCCAUGGCUUCAUCGUGGGUAGACUUGAAUGUCGCACGUACUAGCUUUUUUCUUCUGCAUUACUUUACAAUCGUAUUAAUGCCAGGCAGAAAUGGCCUCUGGUUUUGAAUGGCUGUAACCCGUUUUUUUUUGCUGGAAACGUAAUAUAUAACUUUUCGUUUGUUCUGAAAAGUAAAUAGCUGCCCGUCAGAGCGCACUGGGGCCACGAGAAGGCCGUCGGAAGCAGUCUAUUGCAGUACAAAAAGUGCAAGGAACUGAUGUGUCUCAGCUGCUGACAAACCUUUGCUAAUAAGUGGCACGUGCAGAGAGAUUUUGUUAAGCGAGUGGCGCCCAAGAAAUGAAUGAGGUGAGCAGUGUCUCUGUAGAAUGUUGCUAGGCGAAAGUGAUUAAAGAAUAUGAAAUUGCA